Molecule: messenger RNA, 1801 nt
Organism: Linum tenue
Lineage: Eukaryota; Viridiplantae; Streptophyta; Magnoliopsida; Malpighiales; Linaceae
Source: the annotation of a GenBank genome assembly
GGUCAAAACCCUAAACAAAUGACCCGCGCCCUGACCCCUGUAAAAAUUCACGAACAGCGCAAACCUGUUCUCCAUUUUCUUAUCGACUGAAAAAGAAAAUCCAAGUUUCACCCUAAAAUCUCGACCGUCUCUCGGCGGCCGCCGUCCGGUUCCGAGCUUAAGGACGCCGCCAGAUUUCCUUCCUCGUCGGCAACGAGGCGUUGGAGACGAAGCUGUUCGUCGAAGAUCUUGGGCUUAAAGCUUGGACUUCUGGGACUUGGAAGAAUUCAUAAAGCUAUUUAAGCCUCCGGUUUAAGCUCGAUUAAGAACUAUGAAUGUGACCCAGGCGUGAAACGUGAUAUUGUGGCCAGAGAUUUUAGUAAGUUAUUUUAUGCAGCUAGGGAGGUAGGAUAUGCCGAGGGACUUGUCGCGAUCAAGAUCACGGUCUCCUUUCUACAGGAGAAGGCAGUCUCCAUCACCUGCAGGCGAUAGGUAUGGCCGAAGGAAACGAAGGGAGAAGAGCCAAUCUCCUUAUUCAUCCAUUUCAUACAGCAGGUGAUGGGGCUGAUGGGUAUCCUUUCGUUGCUCGAUUGUGAUAUGAGCUUCUUCAUGUGAAAAACAGUGGAGCUCAGUAUGAUAUUUCUUAACCGUAUAGAGUUCCUGUUGUCGCUCAAUGUUAUCUUUGUUCUGUACAGAAGGAGAAGCAGCUCUAUUACUCCACGGCGCCGCAGGUCUCGCUCUCCAAAACAAAGACGCAAUAAACUUCGUUCACCAACUCCAAGGCGCCCUAAGAAGCAUAGAAGCAGGAGUUUCUCCUUGUCUCCUACUCGUGAUUCUUCUAUUCCAAGUCCUGGGCAUACGGAGCUGAAAAUAAACAGUCAAAAGGAUCGAAAAGAAGAAGAUGAGGAGAGGAAAAGGAGGUUUCCUCUCUUUGCUCUAAAUGAGUGUCCACUUGCUGGAUUAACUUGUUUCUAUAUGUUCAGGCAGCAACAUGAAGCAGAGGUUAAGCUAGUAGUAGAAGAGACAGCAAAGAGGUUGGAAGAAGCUAUCCAGAGGAAAGUUGAGGAGAGCUUGGCCUCUGAGGAGAUUAAGCAGUAUUUACAACGACAUUUAAAUGAAGGACGGAAAGCACUAAUGGAUGAAGUAGCUGCUCAACUUAAGAAAGAAAAGGAAGCUGUUGCUACCGAAACGAAACAAAUUGAGGAAAGAGCACAUAAAGAGAAGGAAAUGCAGGAGAGGAUAGUUGAAGCGAAAGAGAGGAAAGUGGAAGAAGCUCUAAGGAAGGAAGCCCUGGAGCAGAUGAGGAGAGAAGAGGAAAGGUAUAGGGAACUAGAAGAGUUGCAAAGACAGAAGGAGGAAGCAAUGAGAAGAAAGAAACAACAAGAGGAGGAAGAACGUUCAAAACAGAUAAAGUUGUUGGGUAAGAACAAGUCAAGGCCGAAGUUGUCAUUCGCUAUCGGGCCUAAAUAGGAGUGAAUGCUGGUGGGAGAUGAUGUAUUCUCUAUGAGGUUCAGUUUCUAUGUAUGUUGUCACCUGACCUGCUGGGUAUUGUAAUUUUGUUGGUCAGGGAACAGUUUGUUUUUUAUUUGUGAGAUAAUGCUGUUGCAUUUUUGUAUUAUUAUUUUGGUUUCUGUUAAGAACCGAAUGAAGUUUAGAUGCUUACAUAUUGGGGGUACGACCUACAAAGGUAACUGUAAACGGUAAGGAUGAGGAUCAAUCAUUCUGUAGUGCUGCUCGCUUGAGAGUUCCAUGAAGUUCUAUAGUAAUUUGAAUUGGAAGUUUGCAUGUCAAGCAUUCCAGGUGAUCACCUGACUAUGAUUUA